CUUUUAUUGUUUAGAAGCAAGAGUUCUGUAGAUCUACUUGCAAACACUUCGCCAAACCUGCUAUGUUGUCUUUUUCGCACGUAAUUGAAAGAAUGGUUUUGCAAACCAUGAUUGUGCCAAAUUGGGUCGAAUUUUCGACGUGUUAAAGUUCGUGAAAUCGAUGUCGCAGUGCGAAAUUUUGUGGUGGGGAAUCUUUGAGUUGGACAUAAGAGGUGGUUUGUGAGCAGAGCCCUGGAUCCAAAUCAAUAAAGUUAGUUUUCCGGCUUGAAUUUGCGUGAGAGUGAGACUGUUUAGAGGACGUGCAGAGGAUGGUAGAGUGGGUGCAAUCAAUCACACAUUCUGUUGCAGGUUGAGAAGUGAAUGAAUGCGAAGAAAAACGAAACAUCGGAAAGCCACUUCGGGUGUUUGAGUGAAGAACGUUGUUCGUUCAAGGCUUUUCAUCCGUGGGGCGGAACCAAGAGCAAGACUUAUGCUCGGAUGGGCUUUCAGAAAUUCGAGCACAACUUUGUUGUCACGUGAAACAACAGCAAAGAUUAGCCGCAAUCAGGAGGAAGCGACUCAGCUCGAAUUUGCACAAUGGAGAAAUACGAGGGUUUUGUGGUGAAGUUCCGGUUUCAGUCUGAGGUGGAAGAAAAGAAGCAGGCAGCGGCAGAUGCAUUGAUGCACUACUCGCAAUUCGCUAUGGUGUGCAUCAGCCAAGGCGUGUCACCGAGCAAGCUCCGGCUCCAUCUGCUCAAGGAGAUCUCGGGAAUGCCAACUGCGCUUAAGAAGCAAUUUCCCCAACAAAGCUCCCCAUCUUCGGCGAGCAAUGUAACCUCGAAGGAUCGUGGAUCGUCCUCGUCGGGUGUUGUUGCUGCCGCUGAGAUGCCGAUCGACAGGUUUCCUCACCUUCAGAAUCGGGACAUGGGUGGCUAGUGGCAAGAGUCUUUCAAGCUCCUCCACUUCAUAUAUAAGGCGAAUCUGCGUAAAGGAGAUAUGGAACCUAUUGCUUCGUAGGCGUGGUGGGGUCGCAACUGAAACAGAAUAGGAUCUAGAAUUAGGAGCAAAGGAGAUUGAGCGGCUACGCCACUGUGGUCCUAUCGCUACACUAAUCUUACGAGAUAAUUGCAAAAAAGGUUGUCAUCUGGGCACUCAAUAACAGAAUUAGGGUUUUGGUUUUGUUAGAUGUUCAUAAAAUUUCAAGUGAUUUUCUUUUUCUUUCUCUGAGGAUUUCGUAUUUUUUUUGCUUGUCUACAGAAUUGCUUAUACCAGAAUGUUUAAGUGGUUGUAGUUAUGGAAGUGAAUUUUUCAGAUUCAACUCGAUAAAGCAGAAAUUAUGGCA
Physcomitrium patens is the source of this 1321-nucleotide messenger RNA. RefSeq lists its product as uncharacterized. The record is from RefSeq and is a predicted model, not a curated record. Lineage: Eukaryota; Viridiplantae; Streptophyta; Bryopsida; Funariales; Funariaceae.